This is a messenger RNA of Juglans microcarpa x Juglans regia, 1138 nucleotides long. Its product is annotated as transcription factor MYB48-like. The record is from RefSeq and is a predicted model, not a curated record. The transcript is spliced from 3 exons. Gene Ontology annotation, cellular component: nucleus. NCBI's taxonomy places the organism in Eukaryota, Viridiplantae, Streptophyta, Magnoliopsida, Fagales, Juglandaceae. Bases 283 to 1077 code for a protein of 264 amino acids. Gene Ontology annotation, molecular function: sequence-specific DNA binding; DNA-binding transcription factor activity. Gene Ontology annotation, biological process: regulation of DNA-templated transcription.
UGGUGUCCAUGUGCCAUUGAAUAGGUGGAGAAGAAUCCCUUUAUAGAAAGCGUUAAAAGAAAGAGAGAUAAAGAGGACGGAAAAUGAAAAUGGUGCAAGAGGGAAUCCGAAAGGGUCCAUGGACAGAACAGGAGGACUUCAAAUUGAACUGCUUUGUGGGUUUGUUCGGAGAUCGACGAUGGGAUUUUAUAGCAAAAGUUUCAGGUUUGAAGGUGGCGGGAGACAAAAAUAAUAGGUUUGAACAGAACAGGAAAAAGUUGCAGGUUGCGAUGGGUUAAUUAUAUGCACCCUGGCCUCAAACGAGGCAAGAUGACUCCUCAUGAAGAGCGCCGUGUGCUCGAACUUCACGAUAAAUGGGGAAACAGAUGGUCAAGAAUUGCCCGCAACUUACCUGGGCGUACAGAUAACGAGAUUAAGAAUUACUGGAGAACUCAUAUGAGGAAGAAGGCUCAAGAGAAGAAACAGGCUGUGUCUCCACCACCAUCAUCUUGUACUUCUCAUUUGUCAUCAGCAAGUAAUCUUGCUGUGGAUUCGUCGCCCUUCCCACAGACUGGAGCAGAGAGCUUUUCUGAAAAACGAGGUGCUCGAAUCAUAGCUUCAGCAGAAAAGCAGAAGAAUGAAGUGAAAAUGGGGGAAAUUGGAUACGCAAUAGAUUAUAUAUGGAAAGAUGAAGCUGGAGAAGAGAGCUUUCAAGAAACAGGAGCUCCUAAGGUAAUAGCUGUGGAUUCUCUGCCCUUCCCACAGACUGGAGCAGAGAGCUUUUAUGACACCGGAGGCCUCCCUGUCAUAGCUCCAGCAGAAAAGCAGAAUGAAGAGAAAGCGGGUGAAAAUGGGUACUCCAUGGAUGACAUAUGGAAAGAUAUUGCUCUGUCAGAAGAGAAUAAUAUAAAACCAGCCAAUGAUAGCUAUGGUGAAGAGGUUAGAAGUUUCUCUCCUCCUCCUCCGGCUUCCCCACCAUGGGAGUUCUGGUUGGACUCGCUAUGGAGGUUCGAUGAAGAAGAGAGUAAGAUGUUUCCGCCCAUGGGCGAUCAAUUUUUCCCCUUUUAUGAAUAUGGGAGGGCGUCUCUAACUGGCUAGUCAUAAUUUUAUUGAUUAAGAUUUGUUCAUAUGUGUUAUAUGCAUUCCCACCCCCCCACCC